Messenger RNA from Aspergillus melleus, 816 nucleotides. RefSeq names its product enoyl-CoA hydratase/isomerase family protein. NCBI's taxonomy places the organism in Eukaryota, Fungi, Ascomycota, Eurotiomycetes, Eurotiales, Aspergillaceae. The coding region runs from base 1 to 816 and encodes 271 amino acids. Gene Ontology annotation, cellular component: peroxisome. The transcript is spliced from 2 exons. Gene Ontology annotation, molecular function: delta(3)-delta(2)-enoyl-CoA isomerase activity; enoyl-CoA hydratase activity. The record is from RefSeq and is a predicted model, not a curated record. Gene Ontology annotation, biological process: fatty acid beta-oxidation.
AUGACCACUCUAUUCACCGUCCCCAUCGCCUCCGGCGGCAGCAUUGUCUGCAGUAAUCCGUCGUCCUCGGAGCAGGAGAAGAACAUCUACCUCCUGACCUUCACCUCGCCCAAGGACAACCGGCUCACGCCGGUCUUCAUCGAGGCGCUCCUGCUGGCCCUGGACAUCGUCGACCACCGAUACCCCAAGGGCGUGCUGAUCACCACCAGCGGCAUUGCCAAGUUCUACAGCAACGGGCUGGACCUGGAGCUGGCGCAGUCCACAGAGGGAUUCGUCGAGAAUUACCUGUGGAAGCUUUUCCGACGACUCUUAACAUAUCCCAUGCCCACAAUCAGCCUCCUCAAUGGCCACGCCUUCGCGGCCGGCUGCAUGCUCGCAAUGUACCACGACUACCGAAUCCAGAACCCCAGCAAGGGCUUUCUCUGCAUCAACGAGAUCGAAUUCGGCGUGCCGCUGCAGUCGCCCAUGAUGUGCAUUUUCCGCGAGAAGCUGACCCCACCGGCCUUCCGGGACGUGGUGCUCGAGGCGAAGCGCUUCAGCGGCGCGAGCUCCGUGAAUUCCGGCCUUGUGGACGCGCUGGGCGGUCUGGACGAGACCUUGGCGUUUAUUCGCGAGCGAGGACUGCUUAAGAAGGCGGCGACGGGGAUCUACGGGACCUUGAAGGAGGAGAUGUAUCGUCAUUCGUUGGAUAUUGUGGAUGGUCAUGAGAAGAACUUGGAGUGGAGGGAGCAGGUUGAGGAGAAGAAUGAGAAGGUGGAGAAGGAGGGUUUGAGGGCGGUGGAGGCGUGGGAGAAGCAGAGGGGGUCGAAGCUUUGA